AAGGCGCUAGACCAAAAGAAUACAACAUCAAAGAGAAACGCAUGCUAUUGGAGUGGCGCGAUUCCGUUGGUUGACAGGUUGAUAGAAGUAAAAGGGGCUGGCGGUCCCGGUAGAAGAAAUACAUGAUUGUAAACUAGAUGGCGGAUUCAACAUGCGGUUCCCUCUCUGAGCCCAAUUCCCACCCACCCAGGAUAAACGCAGGAAGAUCUUUUUCGUAUGCCAAGGGUUUGUUAGAGAUUCAUACUACGAACGGGGACAACGUAUAUGAGGUUUUGCAACGAGGCGGUAUGACCCACGUGGUUGCGGCCACUAACAUGAAACAGGAGUCCUCGUGCCUAUAUUCCAUCUUUGUCACCACCAUACAGGUUAAGAGGCAGACGAUGGCACCCGAGAUCGAUUGGCAGAGGGCACUGACGGGCCGGCAGGACUGUCGAGGAAGAUUGCGAGCUCGUGAGAGCCGAGAGCACGCCUCCGCAACAGCCGUCUUAGGAUGGACGUUCCAAAGGAUGAACGGACCGGAGUAGAGGUUCUCAUCCCCAUCCACAGCCCACCACCUGCCCAGGCACAA
Mytilinidion resinicola is the source of this 568-nucleotide messenger RNA. RefSeq lists its product as uncharacterized. The transcript has a single exon. NCBI's taxonomy places the organism in Eukaryota, Fungi, Ascomycota, Dothideomycetes, Mytilinidiales, Mytilinidiaceae. Bases 138 to 524 code for a protein of 128 amino acids. The record is from RefSeq and is a predicted model, not a curated record.